ACCAGUUUGGUAAGUCCGGGACUUGAGUCCUCGAAACUAUCCGGAAUCGAUGAAGAGCAACAGUGCUGCAUGGUGCGUUCUGUUGAGCAUCAUCUGGAUGGGUCACUGCUGGAUAGCAACGGCAAUUCAACAGUAGAAUUGUCGCAUGGAGCGGUGCAGAGGCAAUCAUUUGUUUCAAUGGACAGUCCGUCGAACAGGGCUCGGCAUUCAGUGUCCAUGUGCGGUAUGACUUCCUCAUCGGCAUCGGACAGUGGCUGCAUGAUUGAAAGCGGUAGCUCGACGGCCACCACCGACGAGGAUUAUAAAGCAGUGCUAAGUAUUGACGAUGUUAGCUGUAUCAACAAUAAUAACAACAUUAUCAGCACUGGUCCAGAGGACAAACCUCCGUCCGUUUUCACAAAAGCACCCGGCAAGUUACUUUUUCCGUAG
Messenger RNA from Gongylonema pulchrum, 429 nucleotides. Lineage: Eukaryota; Metazoa; Nematoda; Chromadorea; Rhabditida; Gongylonematidae. The record is from the annotation of a GenBank genome assembly.